AUGCCAGUCUUCGCUCCAGGUCCACAUGAGACCCACACAUGGACUCUUCCAGUCUGGGAUGUUAUCUUCGAUCGAUUGACAAGUGGAAAGGUUACCAGUCCUCAUCUCAAUAUGGGCAGCGGCAAGCCGCUUUCACAUCGUACGGCUAAGCAACAGAUCGACUGGGCUACCAAGCUUGAUUUGAGUUCUCUUAACCAAAAGACCAUUGACAAAAUUUUGAAUAGAUUCUUCGGUUUCUCCGCAGGGACGCAGUAUCUUGAGGAGAGCAAGAUUCAUGUCCUACACCAAUUGGGCGAGAAACAUGCGCCUCUUCAUAAGAAAGUCGAAGGUUGGUUGAGCAAACGAGAAACCAGGGACGAAUUCCACUCCAGGAUCGAAUUUUACUCCAGUUAUCGAGAUGCCAUGGAUAACCUGGAGAAAGUGAUGAUCUGGCCAAGAGCAAUAGACAGUCUCCCUUUCAAGACAAACAUCACGUACGACGUCGCAGUGAAAUGUUCAGGAUGUUUCCAAUUUCUCUGCAAGAAAAAGCUUGCCUCGAUUGAAGGCUAUGACCUUUCCGGUCGGAAUUGGCUGGAGGCAGCUUUUGUCGGUGAGAACACUGAGUUACUUACGUACCUUGCCACCAAUAUGGACCCAAGAGAUAUGAUCAAGCCAAGAGAUAUCAAAAUCAAUGACCAAGCCGAAACUCACAUUCUUAUUGCUUUCCUGAGGUACAACGCCUAUGAGGCAUUUGAGAUCGCACUUGAUAGAAUGACCGAUGACUGGACUGUUAAAUCUGACAAACUGAAAGAGAUAUUUGACCCGGCCACAAUGAGCGAGCUGUGCGCCAUCGCUCCACCAUCCGUUGCAAAGGCCCUUUAUUCCAAGGGGAUCAAUAUUGGCAAUGUCGAAUGUGAAGACCACCCAGUCGGCGCGCAGCUUGAGAGUUCCUGGCAUAUGGCAGCAGCGUUUAAUCCCGAAGCGCUUGCCAUGGUCAAAUGGCUCGACAAAUUUUCCACUCUCACCCCCAAUGUUCGGAACAAUUACAACCAGACCCCUCUGAUGUACGCCGCGAACUUCGAGCAGCCAGGAGCCAUUGCAUGGCUCUGCGAAAACAGCGACCUCACACUUUCCCGAUUUGAAGACGGACCACCAGGGUAUGCUUUACUCUGCGCCGCCGAAAGCUGUUUUGAAAACAGUGUGGAGAUCUUCUCAAUCAUCCUCGACAAAAUGCCAAAGCAGAUCAUGAGCAUCGAGUACGGCAAGACAUGCGGUACACAAAUCGCCGCUGGCCUUGUCCGACACCGAGAAAAUCUAAGUACUGGGCAGGUCAAGGCACCCGGCCUGCGGGAAGUAGAGCGCCAGCAGGUGUACAAAAUGCAAGCACUCGUACGCCGACUCCCCAGCAACUGGCCGGGAAGCACAUGGCAUCUUGCAUUGGAGGCUUAUGCGAACGAUAAUGGCGUGGGUGUGCUGAAGCAUAGUAUGGGAACCGAGACGCGACGCACGCGUAGUAAUUCUACAAGGAGGAGGCGCGCUAUGAGGGUCACGAGAGAGGCUCUGGGUAUUGAAGAUGAGGAUGAUCAUUAUAACUCAGCUGCCAGUGGUAACAGCAGUCUUUCCUACUCGACUACAUCGACAUUGUACCCUCGCCACCAUUCCAAAAAUAGAUAUGCGUCGCGGUCUCGAAGUCGUGGAAGGCAAGGUAUUCUGAGUAAAAGUCGGGACGCAGGUAACAGGAUUUCCAAGAUGUUGCGCUGGAGGUAG
This is a messenger RNA of Penicillium brevicompactum, 1746 nucleotides long. RefSeq lists its product as uncharacterized. The record is from RefSeq and is a predicted model, not a curated record. NCBI's taxonomy places the organism in Eukaryota, Fungi, Ascomycota, Eurotiomycetes, Eurotiales, Aspergillaceae. The transcript has a single exon. The coding region runs from base 1 to 1746 and encodes 581 amino acids.